AUGGUCAAACCAAUCUCUAUCUCUUGCAUAACAGUAGAAGCUCAUUCUGCUUUUAAAGAAGCGUAUUUAAAUUCACGUUUAAAGAAUACGAUCAAGGCCAAAAUUAGCAGUCUUCAAUAUUACCCCCAAAAAAGAGACGAGAUUUUGCAAAUUCACGAGAAAUUGAAGAACUUGAGAAAGAUUGGAGCUGUUUAUACGCAUUCUUUUGAAUACAAUGAACUUAUGCAUGAUCCUUUCCGUGAAGAGGAUCUCGUAAUCAGUGCCAAUUUUGUUGCUACAAUCGCGCGCGGCUCAUCGAAGCAAAAUUUCGCAAUCCGUUACGAAAGGAUCUACGUUUCAUCAGAAGAGAUGCGACAUUCGGAUUACUCUAAAGGUUAUCUUCCGCGUGACUAUGAACCAAGACUGAUUCUCCAGGAUCUACAGGGACUUAUCCAUUCACUAUCAAAUCAUUGGCCAAUUAUACCGCGAUUUGAUUGUCGUCUUUGA
Rhizopus microsporus ATCC 52813 is the source of this 486-nucleotide messenger RNA. RefSeq lists its product as uncharacterized. The coding region runs from base 1 to 486 and encodes 161 amino acids. The record is from RefSeq and is a predicted model, not a curated record. NCBI's taxonomy places the organism in Eukaryota, Fungi, Mucoromycota, Mucoromycetes, Mucorales, Rhizopodaceae. The transcript has a single exon.